Molecule: messenger RNA, 537 nt
Organism: Penicillium malachiteum
Lineage: Eukaryota; Fungi; Ascomycota; Eurotiomycetes; Eurotiales; Aspergillaceae
Gene: rcf1
Product: respiratory supercomplex assembly factor RCF1
Exons: 3
Coding region: 1-537 (178 amino acids)
Biological process (GO): mitochondrial respirasome assembly
Cellular component (GO): mitochondrion
Source: RefSeq, a predicted model, not a curated record
AUGUCUCGCGAGCCUCUACCCCCCUCCACAAUGGAGACAACCACGCAAUUCCAAGAGGAAACCGGCAUGCAAAAAUUCACCCGUCGUCUUAAGGAAGAGCCCCUGGUCCCACUAGGAUGCGCCGCUACAUGUUAUGCCCUUUACCGAGCCUACCGAUCCAUGAGAGCCGGCGACUCCGCCGAGAUGAACCGUAUGUUCCGCGCACGUAUCUUCGCCCAGGCAUUCACUCUGGUCGCGCUAGUGGCCGGUGGAAUGUAUUACAAGGCAGAGCGAAAGCAGCGCCGGGAAUUCGACCAGGCGGUGGAAGAGCGCAAGUCCCAAGAGAAGCGCGAUGCAUGGCUUCGUGAGCUGGAGAUCCGUGAUAAGGAAGACCGCGACUGGCGUGAGCGUCAUGCUGCUAUUGAAGCAGCGGCGAAGGAGGGUGGCAAGCCUCCUGGUGAACCGGAUGCGGCUCGUGCGUCUAUCGAGGCGGGCGAUGAGAAGAAGGUUGGAGUUUUGGAUGCCGUUAAGGUCUUGCUGUCACAAAGAAACAACUAA